AUGUAUUCGGCUUCCAACUCCUUCCUGGGCGGCGCCAAUAGUGCCCGCCCUGGUCCUACUCCUGGAGGCUUCGGGCAGCAGCAGUCGUUCGGCUCAUUUAAUCAAGCUCCCCAGCAGCAAGGUCCCUUUGCUCCACAGCCGACCGGCUUCCCCGGUCAGUUGCAGGCUCAGCAGACUGGCUUCCCUCCAUUUCAGCAGCAGUCGGGUUUCCAGGCUCCGGCGCAACAGCCUCAGUUUACGGGUUAUCCUCCUCAGAAUCAAGUCCAGCAGCCCCCCUUUCAGCAGGCACCACCUUUCCAGCAACAGCAGUCUUCCUUUCAAGCCGCUCCACCUCCCCCUGCCCCUCAACCACAGCAGCCCGCCGCUGCCCCUCUGCGUUCGCAGCAGACUUCCUCGCAGAUCGCGGCGUCCUUCACCCAAGGCUCGUCAAGUGCACCUCCGCCGAGGAGGGGCAGAGCUCAGAGCAAGAGCGCUAGCAAGAUCCCAAACAUCAGGUUGUCCUUCAUCACUGCCACGGACCAGGCAAAGUUUGAGCAGUUGUUCAAGUCCGCGGUGGGAGAGGGUCAAGCACUGAGCGGCGAUAAGGCCCGAGAUCUGCUUCUGAGGUCGAAGUUGCCAGGCAGCGCUUUGUCGCAGAUAUGGAUUCUCUCAGACACUACAAAGUCCGGCCAGCUCCUGUUCCCCGAGUUUGCUUUGGCCAUGUAUCUUUGCAACUUGAGUUUGACGGGGAAGGAGUUGCCGCCGGUACUGCCCGAGAAGAUCAAGAACGAGGUGUCAAGUAUGGUCGAUAUCAUUUCAUUCAGUGUUAUCGAGGACAAACCUCUCCCGACCCCGCGAACCAACGUACCGGACUUUGACGCUCCACUGAGGCAAAAUGCGAUGUCUCCUCCCGCUCCGCAACAACCUACGCCCCAGCAACCCAACAACCACCAGCUCCUGUCACAGCUUACCUCCCAGCCGACCGGCUUCUACAACCAAAUGCCAGGCCUUCAAUCGCACCCCACGGGGUUUCCUGGACAACAGCAACAAGGUUUGCAAGCCCAGGCGACUGGGUUUCCCGGUGCCGCUCAGCCGGCGGGUUUUGGUGGUGCGCGACCGUCCCUACCUCUGAUGCCAAGUGGUGGCUUUGGUUCAAAUGUGUCGCCUCAACAGACUGGUCUCAUGCAGGCACAGCCAACGGGCAUGCCCGGCCAGUGGGGAUUCGUGAAUGCACCAGCUGGUGGCUUGCCGAACAUUGAAGCUCUGCAACAGCGUCUGAUGCCGCAAACUGGCCGUGAAGCAGGAGGCUGGACGACGCAAGGUCUCACGAGCAAUGCAAAGAUUCCUUGGGCCGUGACCAAGGACGAGAAGCGGAUUUACGACCAGCUCUUCCGUGCUUGGGACGGCUUGGGCCGAGGCUACAUCUCUGGCGACACGGCGAUUGAGAUUAUGGGCCAGAGCGGCCUUGAAAGAUCGGAUCUGGAAUCAAUCUGGACGCUCUCUGACCCCAAUAACAAAGGUCGGUUGAAUAUGGAUGAGUUUGCCGUAGCUAUGCAUCUCAUCUACCGGAAAUUGAACGGGUAUGCCAUACCUGCUCGACUUCCCCCCGAACUGAUCCCUCCGUCGACGAAGAACUUCAACAGCUCUAUUGAUACUGUGAAGUCGCUGCUCUCUCAGGACGCCGAGGCUCGGAAGACCUCGGGCGCGUUUUUGCAACCGCAAAAGACGGGCGUUAGCUAUCUGAAGGAUCAUUCGUUCCGUUCUGGCUCAGCUUCACCUAGUUUUGGCCGCAAAGAUGCAACAAUCUUCCGGAAUAACGACGACGCUGUUGGCUACCGCUCAAGCGCGAGACGCCGUCUUGGAGAUGGAGGUAGUCGAACUUCGUCUCCUGCACCGUCAUCCGACGUCGGCGAUUCAGCCUACGACGAUCUGACCCCUGAUCAGAUCAGGAAGAAGAUCCGUGAGAAGAAGAUAAUGCUUGACGCUACUGAUUUUCAGGACGAGAGACAAGCGGAUGAUGAUGAUGUCCUGGAUCGUCGGGAUAGAAGGGAGGCUGAAGAACUCUUCAGACAGAUCCGCCGUGUUCAGGAUGACUGUGACACUCAUCCCAAUUCCGGUUUCGCUGGCGGUGACACAGGUGCUGAGAGGAGAGCAAUGAGAAGGGAGCUACAGCGAUACCAGGAUCGACUACCACAACUAGCAUCCGAUGUGCGGAAGGUGGAAAAGAGCAUUGCCGAGACCAAGCUGCAGCUUUUCCGUCUAAAGGAUGCCAAAGCCCACCCAAAUAGCGCCUCAAACAUCGUGGGAACCGGUCCUGGCGGCAGUGUCACCGAGGCAGAUCGGAUCAAGGCGCGAGCGCGCGCUAGGAUGCAAGCACGAGCCGCCGAACUAGCCGGCCGUCCCGCCCCUGCAGCGGACGACGAAAAUGGUGCUCAGAGGCGCUUGGAACAAGAAACAUCCAGCAUCAAGUCCGAACAGGAGCGGCACGAAGCAAUGACACGGGAUGUCGAAGAGAGCGCCAAGGAUUUCGUGACAACUCUAGAGGAUGGUCUGCGUGACUCAGGGGAAAAUGCGACCCAAGAACAUGAACGUAGGAGAUGGGAAGAAGCAUUGGGCGUCGAGGACGAAAUCAAAGAACUCAUCUACGAUCUGCAACGCAGUAGUAGGACUGCCAAGGUCCGGAAAGAAGAGCAAUCUCGCCAAGCUCCUGCUAGAAGAAGUUCGCGUGACUACAACCGUGAGGAAACAAAGCCCGCGAAUGGCGAUUCACCUUUACGAUCAACGCCACGUUCUCCACCCCCGGCCUCGUCCGUGGGCCAGUCGCAGCAAGAUCGUGUCGCUUCUGCCAAAGAGAAGGCCCUCAAACGUAUCCAGGAAAGAAUGGCAGCCGCCGGUCUCAAGCCUGCUGGUGAAGCUGGCGAGACAGCAGCGCAGCGGCAGGAACGUGAAAGGCGGGAGAGAGAGGAGCGGGUGCGGAAAGCCGAGGCCGAAGAUGCGAAACGCGAACAGGAGCGACAACAGAGACUUGCUAACGAGGGCGUCAUUCCUCCCAGCCCCAAAAACGAGAAAAAGCCACCUCCGCCGGCACCUCGAAAGCAGCGACAGGACAGCUCGGAUUUCUCGGCCAAGCGAGCAGCCGAGGCUGCUGCUCGUGCAAAGGAGGAAGAAGCGGCUGGACGAGCCAAGGCUGAAGAAGAGGCGGCCGCGCAGAUCAGGGCCGAGCAGGCAACUGAGAAACGUGAACGAGAACGACUGGAGGCUGCGGCCAGCGCCCAAGAAAAUGACCUCGAGAAAGAGCGUGAGGCUGCUCAAGCUCGGUUGCGAGCACUAGAGGAGCAAGUCAAGGCUGGCAAGAUCAAGAAGCAGGAAGAAAAGGCUCGCAAAAAGGCUGCGGAGAAAGAGGCAAAGGAGAAGGAGGCCAAGCUUGCAGCACAGCGAGCUGAGCUGGAAGCAGCCCGUGAGCGAGAGCGACAACUCCAGCUCCAGCUUGAGCAAAUUGAGAAUGACUCCUCAUCGGACGAGGACGAGGGCCCGCAGCAAAUCACGCCUCAAGAGAGUACACCUGCAACAAGCCAGGUGCUGACAGGCUCAGUUGCCUCACCUCCGCUCAGCCAUGCUGCCCCAGAACGGUCAGCAAGCAGUGGCUAUGAACCCACGCCUGUUUCUAGUCCCCCUGCUGCUCAAGAGUCAAGGAACCCGUACUUCCGCAAGCUUUCACAGAGCAAACCCGCGGAAAAUGGGCGGCCAGUCUUCUCGCCUCCCCCGGUUCCAGAAGCUCAAACAUUUGCACCACCACCAGCACCACCAACCGCUCCUGCGCCACCGGCUGAAAGUCUCGCAUCUACCAAUCCCUUCCACCGCAUCGCCCAACAAGAGACUGCGAAGCCAUUGACGCCGAGCUUUACUGGAGCUCAGUCGCGACGUCGUCCCGAGGAGGAUGAAUGGUCGGCAGCGGGAUCUGACAAAGACGAAGAAAGCGACGACGACGAAGAUCGUCCCGGGGGCGGAUCUGCGAAGCAUUUGGCUUCUAUCCUGUUCGGCACCAUGGCACCGCCGAGGCCACUUUCGGCAAUGGACAGUAAGCCCCAGACGCCUGUUCAAGAGCCGCCUCCAGUUCCUGGUGCUUUUGAGCCAUCUUCUGCUCCGCCGCCUCCACCGAUUCCUGGGAGUGGCGCCCCUUCCGCACCUCCACCGCCACCACCGAUGCCUGGAAGUGAUGCCCCUACCGCACCUCCACCGCCGCCACCAUUCCCUACCUCUGAUGCCCCUGGAGGUCCGCCCCCUCCACCACCGAUGCCUGCGCCUGCUCGUGCAGGGACAGCUGACAUUGGUGCAUUGCUGGGUGAGAUUCAGUUGGGCAAGGGCUUGCGGAAGACAGAAACGAAAGAUCGUAGUGCUAGUUCAGUCGCUGGAAGGGUUCUUGGCUAG
This is a messenger RNA of Cladophialophora yegresii CBS 114405, 4407 nucleotides long. RefSeq lists its product as uncharacterized. The coding region runs from base 1 to 4407 and encodes 1468 amino acids. Gene Ontology annotation, cellular component: cytoplasm; plasma membrane. NCBI's taxonomy places the organism in Eukaryota, Fungi, Ascomycota, Eurotiomycetes, Chaetothyriales, Herpotrichiellaceae. Gene Ontology annotation, biological process: endosomal transport; endocytosis. Gene Ontology annotation, molecular function: protein binding; calcium ion binding. The record is from RefSeq and is a predicted model, not a curated record. The transcript has 3 exons.